Aspergillus saccharolyticus JOP 1030-1 is the source of this 1983-nucleotide messenger RNA. RefSeq names its product sugar porter family MFS transporter. Gene Ontology annotation, cellular component: membrane. Lineage: Eukaryota; Fungi; Ascomycota; Eurotiomycetes; Eurotiales; Aspergillaceae. The coding region runs from base 356 to 1975 and encodes 539 amino acids. The transcript has 3 exons. The record is from RefSeq and is a predicted model, not a curated record. Gene Ontology annotation, molecular function: carbohydrate:proton symporter activity. Gene Ontology annotation, biological process: transmembrane transport; carbohydrate transport.
GUUUCGGUCACGACGUGGAUUGUGGAGAGCGUUCAAAGGGGAGGAGAAUCCACACGGUUCAGAGUUGAUGCGUCGCUCGCUGUAAACGAUUACUUUAGGGGCCCGGCCCGUCUCGACCAAUUUUUAAUUCUUCUCAACUUCCGCCCUCAGAACUUUCCCACACCCAUAUCUACUGCCAUCUCCUCCCCUUCCUCGUCUUUGUUGGCAGGAAAUCUUCUUUCUUUUCUCUCACUUUCUUCUUGACCUUUUUAUCUCAGAGAUACUUGUGACUUGUUCAUAGGUCCUCGCGUCUCUGCUCUUCCUUCCCCCCUCUCUCUCUCCUCCCUCCCUCUCUUCCUCUCGCCCCCUCAUAGCAAUGGGUGGCAUUCUUCACCUUGUCGAGGACCGGCCUACGCCGAAAGCUGUUUACAACUGGCGAAUCUAUGCGUUGGCUGCCAUUGCAUCAUGCGGUUCUCAGAUGAUUGGGUACACCAGUGGUUUCAUCGGCACAACCAUCACCUUGGACUCAUUCAUAAGCGAGUUUGGCCUGGACCAGAAAACUAGCUCUGAGAGAGAUCUCAUCAGUGAAAACAUCGUCUCUCUCUUCAUCGCUGGUGCUUUCUUCGGGGCUCUCUUGACCUAUGGUAUCUCGUACUAUGCGGGACGCAAAUGGAGUUUGACCGUCGCUUCGGCUGUUUUUGUUCUCGGAGCGGGUCUGCAGUUAGGUGCUAAUAGCUCAACCGGUCUCGGCAUCCUCUAUGCGGGUCGAGUGUUGGCCGGUCUCGGCACCGGUGUCGCCUCCAAUAUCGUCCCGAUCUAUCUGUCCGAGCUAGCCCCUCCCGCCAUUCGAGGUCGUCUGGUCGGUUUGUAUGAACUUGGCUGGCAAAUUGGUGGUAUGGUUGGCUUUUGGAUCAAUUAUGGUGUUGAGCAAACUAUUCCCGCUAGCCACAAGCAGUGGCUAAUCCCCUUUGCUAUUCAACUCAUUCCAUCAGGGCUACUUUUCCUUGGCUCUUUGUGGAUGAAGGAAUCCCCUCGUUGGUUGUUUACCAAGGGUCGCCGCGAGCAGGCCAUUGAGAACCUGUGCUGGGUCCGUCAAUUGGAACCUACUGAUAUCUAUAUCACCGAGGAAGUCGCUGCUAUGGAUCAGAGUCUUGAGGAGCAGAAGGCCACCAUUGGUGUCGGCUUUUGGAAGCCCUUCCAGGCUCUUGGUCAGGCUAAGAACCUGCAAUACCGUCUGUUCUUGGGUUGUAUGCUUUUCUUCUGGCAAAACGGAUCCGGAAUUAACGCCAUCAACUACUACUCGCCCACUAUCUUCGAAAGUCUCGGUGUUCAAGGCAACACCAAGGGUAUCUUAAACGGUAUCUUUGGUGUGGUCAAGGCUGUCAUCACCAUCGUCUGGUUGCUCUUCCUUGUUGAUCAGCUUGGUCGUCGCAAGCUUCUGCUGAUUGGUGCGAUAUGCGGCUCAAUCUGCAUGUGGAUCAUUGGCGCAUACAUUUGUGUGGUUGAGCCUACCAAGCACCCCAAGGAUCACCUCGACGGCGGCGGUAUUGCUGCCAUCUUCUUUUUCUAUCUCUGGACGGCUGUCUACACACCCACUUGGAAUGGUACCCCAUGGGUCAUCAACUCGGAGUUCUUCCACCCCAACAUCCGUCCCCUGUCGCAGGCCGCCACCACAGCCAGUAACUGGCUUUUCAACUUCCUGGUCUCCCGCUUCACGGAGCAGAUGUUCGAGAAGAUGGGAUACGGCGUGUAUUUCUUUUUCGCUGCACUUUCAGCCUUGGCAUUCUUCUUCGCUUUCUUCCUCAUUCCCGAGACCAGUGGUAUUCCUCUGGAGGCGACUGAUCAGCUGUUCGAGAUCAAGCCGGUCUGGCGGGCCCACGCCGUCUUGCAGCAGCAGCUCCAGCAGGAGGAAGAGCGCUUCCGCGCGGAGAUCAAGGACGGCAUGUUCGAAAAGAACGAGCCCCAGGAGCAUUGGGAGAACACCAAGGCAGUAUGAUGACGAAA